Jatropha curcas is the source of this 887-nucleotide messenger RNA. Lineage: Eukaryota; Viridiplantae; Streptophyta; Magnoliopsida; Malpighiales; Euphorbiaceae. The record is from RefSeq and is a predicted model, not a curated record.
GCUAAAACAUUUUGUCCUUAUAUACGACUUUUGUACACAAGAAAACAGAUAGCUUAGGUUCUCUGCAUUAGAACACCACUCAAACAGAACAAGACAAUAUAAUUGAAAAAGAAAGAAAAAUAUGAAAGGGCAACUUUCUCAUGAGUUAGAGGUCAGUGUAUCAGCAAGUGAAGCUUGGAAACUCUAUAGCACACUAAAAUUAGCAAAACUUGUUGAAAAAGAGCUUACUAUAAUCGACAAGAUUGAGCUAGUUGAAGGUGAUGGAGGAGUUGGGACUGUAAUUGAGCUUGUAUUCAUACCAGGGGCACCAGGAUUCCCAGGCUACAAAAAGAAGUUCAUAAAGAUAGAUAACGAGAAGCGUAUAAAAGUAACAGAUGUGGUGGAAGGUUGAUAUCUGGAGUUAGGAUUUACUCUGUAUAGAGUUCUGUUUGAAGUAACAGAGAAAAGUGAAGAUUGUUGCAUUAUAAAAUCCACCAUUGAAUAUGAAGUCAAGGAAGAAGCAGUAGCAAAUGCUUCAAUUGUCACCAUCCAGCCAUUAGCUGAAAUUGCAGAAAUUGCUAGAACUUAUCUUACUAAGAACAAAUCCACAUCUGUGUAAGAAGCAGAGCAACAACUUAGCUUAGCUAAUAAAAGAGAAGAAAUCCUGUCACCGGAUAUCCGUUCUCCACCGCACUCCUUUCCUUUCAUCUUUCAUUACAUUUGAAUUUUUUAUUAUACGAAAUUAUGAGUAAAGUUAUCAUUAUAUUAUAUAUUAAAUUGUAAACAUGAAUUAUAUGAUUAUAUAAACACUUCAUAUAUAGAAUAUUCUUAUGGGAUUCAUGCAGAGAUCCCUGCUAACAUUGUAGGUUCGGUAUAGUGAACUAGUGAGAAUGCAUUUUUCAACUCCA